Molecule: messenger RNA, 1535 nt
Organism: Trematomus bernacchii (emerald rockcod)
Lineage: Eukaryota; Metazoa; Chordata; Actinopteri; Perciformes; Nototheniidae
Gene: gins4
Product: GINS complex subunit 4 (Sld5 homolog)
Exons: 8
Coding region: 184-855 (223 amino acids)
Biological process (GO): double-strand break repair via break-induced replication; DNA-templated DNA replication
Cellular component (GO): GINS complex
Source: RefSeq, a predicted model, not a curated record
GCGAAUAAACAAGAGCUUCUCCAGUAAAUACACGCUGCUGUGUAGCCUGUGUUAGCCUUUUAGUAAUUUUUUUUCCAACCUGUUCUGUUUGAUUCUGUGUACAAUUUAGUGUAAGAGCUUCACAUACUGUUAGCUUUUCGGUUAAGCUUAGUACUUUGUCUGUUUGCUUCGUAAAGGAAAACUAUGUCGGACGCUUUGUCUGAUGACGGGAGCGUGAACCAGGAUGACAGUCAGGAGGAUGUUAUGACCCCGGCGGAGCUCAUAGCCAAACUGGAAGAAGCUUGGCUGAAUGAGAAGUUUUCCCCAGAGCUGCAGGAGAACAAAUCUGAGGUGGUGGAGUGUGUGAUGGAGCAGCUCACUCACAUGGAAGAAAACUUGCAGCGGGUGAAGAAGGGAGAUGCAAAGGCCAGUAUCCAUCGCAUGGAAAUAGACCGGAUUCGCUUUGUGCUCAGCAGUUACCUGCGCUCCCGUCUGCAGAAGAUUGAAAAGUUCUUCCCUCAUGUCCUGGAGAAAGAAAAGUCUCGAGGGGAGGGGGAUCCAUCUCUACUUUCACCUGAGGAGUUUGCUUUUGCCAAAGAGUACUAUGCCAACACAGAAACCUACCUGAAGGCUGUAGCUUUGAAGCGCAUGCCCCCCAACCUGCAGACCGUGGACAUGCUCAAAGCAGUGCCUGAGCCCUGCCUGGACUCCUUUGUGUUUCUACGAGUCAAGGAGAGACAGGAAAACAUCUUGGUCGAGCCCGAAACAGACGAUCAGAGAGAGUACGUUGUAGAUCUCGAAGAGGGCUCUCAGCAUCUAAUGCGGUAUCGAACUAUAGCACCACUUGUCUCGACUGGAGCCGUGCAGUUAAUUUAAAAUGGAGGUUGCUGCUUGUGUGGAUGCUUUUGGUUCCAGUUGGUCAGAAAGAAAGCAGCAAUGAUGUGAAAGGAGCACAUUAACUUGGAGAGAUUACAUCUGGAAGUGCAGCCAUCUCUCUCUCACUGUUGUCAGGAUUAAGGACUUACUUGUGGGACUCAAACACAGACAUUUGUGGCACCAUGUCCCCAAGACACCUGGGAAGAAACACCUGACAUAAGGUCCUUUCUGGUGUUAAAGUGCUUGCUGAUGAAUGAUGCCUGUUCGCCAGAGCAGCGUUUGCAGUGUGUGGUGUUAUUUUUGUACUUUUUUUAAUCAUGUCACAACAAGUUUGGUUACAUAACUGUUAUGUAUUCUGGUGUGUUGGUGUUUGUGAGGCUGGUUAAGAUUAUCUAAUGCUAAUUCAUUCUGUUGACUCACAUCAUUGGAUUUUUACAAGAUACACCCAAAGGUGACAUUUUCAUCAGUUCGCUUGGUGCACAGUGCGUACCAACACAAAGUGCAUGUACAAAUGUGUGUAUGUGUGGUAGAACAUUUGUUUUAAUGACAUAUACGCUUAAAUUAACAUACAUUACUGUCACUUUAAAUAAUAGAAAUCCUGUUAAAGUUCAGAUAACGUCUGUGCCUCUUCUCACCUUGGCUUCCACUUUCAGAAGUGUAUAUUAUAUGUGUUUAACUCC